CAACCUCAGUUGUCCCUUUACUCUGUCGUGUUACUAGCAUUGCAUGAAUUUCAACCACUAAGAUGGGGAUCAUCGGUCGCUUCCUCAAAUUGACAACCUACGGUGGUGCUGCCACCCUUGGCGCGCACUUCGUCUGGACUCGCAAUUCGCAAGUCGAACCUCUCCCGCCCACGGAUUAUCUCUUUUCCUCAUUAUCGUUCAAGAGGCUCAACCCCAAUCAGAAUGCGGCGCUGAGUGACGUUUGUAUUCGGAAAGUUCCUCUGUCGCAGAUUGAUCCCAAGCUAUUGGAGAAGAAGGGUAAGCUAGUCGAGGCAUUUUGUGCGGGUGUUUGGGGCGGUCUCGGCUACGCUUUCCAACGCCAAUAUCUUGCCAGAAAAUAUCAAGGCCCUUCUACCGCUCAUCAGCUCUGGUCGACCCAUGACCUCCUCUCGUCAAACUAUGAAGUCGGCACCGAAAUCACAGACCAUUUCCAAGUCGUCGAAAAGGCAGAUAACAGAAUCGUGGUUCGCUGUGGAGACUCGCCAUUGAAGCGCGAGGUUCGGGAAUCUGAUGGCCUUUUCGAGAUGUCGGUUGACAUUAAAAAGGACGAAGGAGUUGCGGUGUUUCAUUUGAAGAGCGUCUUUUUCAAUGGUUUGACUGGGAAAAAAGAGGGUCCCGUUAUGCCGUAUUAUAUGGAGCUGCUACAUCGGGAAUAUGACAAGAUCUGGAUGGAGAGCGCGUUGCGCAAUGUCUACGCUUAGAACAUAAGUUGGUUGUUGAUUUAUUUUGUAAGAGAUACACCUUCUGGUUAGUCGAAUGACACAUCUGUUCACAUAGCGCCC
Talaromyces stipitatus ATCC 10500 is the source of this 821-nucleotide messenger RNA. RefSeq lists its product as uncharacterized. Bases 63 to 740 code for a protein of 225 amino acids. The transcript is spliced from 2 exons. NCBI's taxonomy places the organism in Eukaryota, Fungi, Ascomycota, Eurotiomycetes, Eurotiales, Trichocomaceae. The record is from RefSeq and is a predicted model, not a curated record.